Messenger RNA from Vicia faba (fava bean), 495 nucleotides. NCBI's taxonomy places the organism in Eukaryota, Viridiplantae, Streptophyta, Magnoliopsida, Fabales, Fabaceae. The record is from the annotation of a GenBank genome assembly.
AUGAGGGGAUUGUUUUGGACGCAAGGUUGUCAGAGCGAGUCUUCACAAAUUGUUAAGAGCAUAUCUCUCAAAUGUCUUCUAGCUUUCUUUGAGGCUUUGAAAGAUGCACUCCUCAAUGUGGUUGACGAGUCGGGAUCUGUAGGUGCUUGGUUUCGAUUGCUACUUCUUCCUCGUUACACUUUACAGGUGGUCCAACCUCAUAAUAGGCAGGAUUGUAGAUUUGGAAAUAGGAAAACCUUGCAACAACAUCAUAUUCUGGAGUGCUUAACUACUUGGAGGGAUGCAUAUGGUCUUGUUAAGUUAGUUGAUAGUGUGUUCGGUAGCCCUGAGCAAGAGAAGUUGGGCCAUGAGGAAGUUCAUAUUGACAAGAGAUAUGCAAAGGUGAGCUCUAACGUCAAGCAAUGCCUUCGUAAGGUUGCAGAUAGUCAUUUCACAGCAGUUGUGGAGGUGUUGGGUUCCUCUGUUAUUGCCCCUUAUAAUGCACACAUACUAUGA